This is a messenger RNA of Nematolebias whitei (Rio pearlfish), 1194 nucleotides long. Its product is annotated as urotensin-2 receptor. Bases 73 to 1194 code for a protein of 373 amino acids. The transcript has 2 exons. The record is from RefSeq and is a predicted model, not a curated record. Gene Ontology annotation, molecular function: urotensin II receptor activity. Gene Ontology annotation, cellular component: membrane. Gene Ontology annotation, biological process: neuropeptide signaling pathway. NCBI's taxonomy places the organism in Eukaryota, Metazoa, Chordata, Actinopteri, Cyprinodontiformes, Rivulidae.
ACUUCAUGGAAAUUUUCACAUUGAAACAGUCUGACGUUUAACGAUUCGCUGCUUCUGACUCUUUCUAACAUCAUGGACCUCCCUGGUUCUUUGCCUCCAUUGUCUCCCUACACGCUCCCUGGUAACUCCAGCUCCUCUGCCCCUUCCUCCGCUUCUCCAAGCUUGGCAUCCACAGCUCUCUUCUGCUCCCUCCUCUCGCUCCUCUCCCUGCUGGGCAUCACAGGAAACCUGUACACUCUGGUUCUCCUCCUGAGGCGCAGCAGAGGGAGGAGACGGCGUGGAGCGGCCUGCUGCCUAACGAGGAUCCCCGUACCAUCCUGCCUCGCCCCGUCCACCUCCCCUCCCUCCUCCCCCACCUCCUCUCCCUCCUCCUCCUCUCUUCACCUGCAGGUGCUGAGCCUGGCUCUGGCCGACCUGCUCUACCUGUUCACCGCCCCGUUCAUCGUGUACGACAGUUUGGCGUCUGGAUGGGCCUUCGGGGAGCUGGGCUGCCGCCUCCUCCUUAGCCUGGACCUCCUCACCAUGCACGCCUCCAUCUUUACUCUCACAGCCAUGAGCCUCGAUCGUUACCGUGCCGUAGCCCACCCCCUGCGCACCUCCUCCUCCAGCUCCUCCAACCUGCUGCGGGUGGGCCUGGCGUGGGGGCUGGCAGUGGCUCUCAGCCUGCCCAUGAUGAUCACCCUGCACCUGGAGGACGGGGAGAACCACGAGGGCCAGCUGUGCGUCCCGGCGUGGGAUGAGCAGAGCUCCAAGGUCUAUCUGAGCGUGCUCUUCUGCACCAGCAUCCUUGGCCCCGGGCUGGCCAUUGGGGCGCUGUAUGCCACUCUGGGACGGCUCUAUUGGGUGUCACAGACCCGGCCAGCCUGGGCCGCUGGGAACAACAGUUCAUGUCCUCCUCGAGCGCCCAAACCUAAAGUCCUGCUCCUCAUCCUGGGUAUUGUCCUGGCCUUUUGGGCCUGCUUCCUCCCUUUCUGGAUCUGGCAGCUGCUGCCCCUCUACCAGCCCGACAUGCUCCGAACAGUACCGGUUGGGACACAGGUGACGGUGAAUCGUAUCCUCACUGGGCUCACCUAUGGAAACUCCUGCGUUAACCCAUUCUUCUACACACUUCUAACCGGAAAACAAAAACGCAAUCGGCAGGUGCUUGCACCAGCAAGUCAACUCUGCCGGAAGAGCCCGCCUCCUCCGCAGUAG